Ostertagia ostertagi is the source of this 858-nucleotide messenger RNA. The record is from the annotation of a GenBank genome assembly. Lineage: Eukaryota; Metazoa; Nematoda; Chromadorea; Rhabditida; Trichostrongylidae.
AUGUGGUCCUCCAACAAACCGCAUUUCAUUUCACAUUUUGUCGGCCCCAUAGGGCCUUUGCAAAAAUUGGCAGGGAGGCGAGGCAGCCAAUGGAUUGGCGAACGGGGAACGGAACGGGGAACGGAGGGAACGCCUACUCGGGAAGGUCGACGUGCUGGUGUGGUUUCCGUUGAGGGAAACCUCCACCGUCGGCGUACCAUUGCGAAGUCGCAGAUGGUCCUCCUGUUGAUAUUCUGCUUUUCCUGUGCGGUGGCGAGCACAACGACAGUCUGUCCCCAUCCAUUCAUACCCGCAAAUGGUCACGUCGUCUUCGACGCUCCGGCUCCCUAUUUUCUAAAUACCGUUGCUAAAUACAGUUGCGCUCCCGAAUUCGAAAAAGUCGGCGGCACCGACGAGAGGAUGUGCUCUUCUUCAGGCUCAUGGAGCGGUGAAGCACCUGUGUGCCGCUAUAGAUGUGGCCGCUGGCAAACCCGCCUUUCAGUAAGCGUAGUUAGCUCAUUACUCGAUUUUCCGAGGAAAUUGCCUCUCACAGCGACAAUACGGCUGUCUUGGUGGGAGGUCGAUCUGCUCAGUUCCUAUUCCGUUCAUGGUGUAGCAAUCCGGCUUGGUAAACAGUCGUCACCCAUACUCAACGUGUACCUCAUCCAACAAAACGGUGACCUUCGUCUGAUGUGUGAAUGCAUGGCGUAUCUUGGAGGUAGCUCAGUUACUUUUCAGUUAUGUGACAUUUCUGGUUACGCGUUCUUCGAAAACACUACUGUGUACGUGCAUUGCGAACUUGCCGAUGUGGAGAAGGUUCGGAUUGUGGCCGAGAAUCGACUUCACCUUUGUGAAGCACGCGUAUACGCCACUAAUGCC